AUGUACACGUACCCGACGCCCUCCGUGUUUUCCGGACCCCCGCUGCCCCGCCAGUGCUCCUGCAUAUAUCCCGGCGCUGGCGCGUCCUCUCCCGCCUGCACGGGCUCCCCGCAGCCGCCGUGCUCUGCUCCCGUCCGGGGACCGCGCGUCACUCUGCCGCGGCCGGAUCGGGCCCCAGAGCCCCGCCAGCGUCGGGCCCAGGUGAACAGGGCCGGGUCGCGGCCGACGGGCGACCAGGGGCCGCGGCGGCGCGGGGCACGAGUACGGAGAGCUAACCCGGCCCGUUCGGCUUUUUCUUUCGUUUUCUUUCGUUUUCUUUCGUUUCUCUCGCCGGUAACGAGCGGGCAGCGGCCGAACGGAGCUCCCACGCCACCGUGCCGGCGGGUAAAGCACCGAGCGAGCGGCCGCUGCCCGCCGAGCCGCUCCACAUCGAGAGUUCCCCCGGGCCCGGAGCUGCCCCUCGGCCCCACCGAACGCACCGGACUCGGAUCGACACCGAGGCGAGGCGGCGGGGAGCCGGGCGUACGGCGGGCAGCAGCGCCCGGUGAAGGAUGGCCCUUUCCCAGGGGCUCGGCCCUGAUUUAUGUGAGAACCGCAGCGCUCCGGGGACGCCCCCGCACGGCGGGGCCGCUCGCGGGCACCGGGACUGCGGCCGGCGGACGGUACCAGCGAUGCCCCGCCGCUCUCGGCUCCGCACCGCCGGCCACCUGCCGGCUGCCCGCCCGAGGUCCGCGCACCGAGCUCCGGCCCCGGGAGGCUCCGCGGCGAGGGGGCACGGAGCGACCUCGCCUGCAGCGACCGGCCCUGGGCGGAACACGCUGCCCUUGGCACACCCGCCUUGGCGUAGCCCUGGCCCGCAGCCUCCCGGGGCAAAGAAUGGCUUUAUUCCAACGCGACGCUUUCCCAGCAGUGACUCUUCCACUCUUGUUUCGAAUGAAAUGUAUUCUUUAAUCCCUGGGCUCAGCAACCACGUCCAAGGCAGGGAUGCUGUAUGCUCCCCCAGCAGUUGCUGCGUUCGUCCCACCUAUCUGGUCCCAUUCCUGCACCAUCCUGCCACUCUAACACCCAUCCCUGCCUCCCAGGUCUUGGGAACCCCUGGCUUGGCUUUGCCAAUAACAACCACUCCUGCAGUACCCAUUUUUGGGAGAAAUACAUCACUGCAAUUUUUUUUUUUUUUUUAAAGAUUAUUAUCAUUCCACUUGUCAUUGGCUGUUUUACAUUUGCUUCACAGUUCUUGCAGGGAUGUAUGGGCUGGAAAUCUGUCCCAAAACAAAACCUGCAUGAUAAAUGGUUGUUGGUUUUGUUGUUUGUUUUUUUUUUCUUUCUUUUUUUUUCUUUUUUUUUUUUUCAAAGGGUCAUACCAAGAGUUUCUGUGCACGUUUCAAGGUUGGGAUCCUGAGGUAGGGGAUCUGAGUGGUGCUGAAUACCAGCAGCUGUGUGCAGUGUUCAGCGCUCAGCACUUCAAGGGAUGAGAGUGGCUCAUGGCAGAGUACUGGGUUUUGACCCUAAAGGGAAGGUUGUCCUUGAUUUCAGUGUCUGAUGGAGCUCUGGAACUGAGCCUGACAUCUUGAGCUCAGUGAGAGCCAAAUCACAGGAGCAGGUAAAGGUCAUCCCACAUCUGAAGCAACUCAGGAUAGGAAAUGUCAGCACCGAGGACCCCCUCCUGUCUGCUUUUAUUCGGCUUCUCUUGUGCACAAAGGAUACACAGGCUUGACAAAGCCACCCUGCUGCACAGCACGGCCCUGCGGCUGUGGACGUGCUGAGGGCUGUCAAACACCUCUUCCUCUGGAGGAGAAGCUGUCAUAAAUCACAGCAUAGUGCUCCCACAACGAGUGCUCCUGUGCCGGGGCUCCUGUUGAGGCCACCGCCGCCAACGCGCGUUCAUCAGUCCUUCCCCAGCGCCUUUGCUCCGUGCUUCAGAAGCCAUCGCUGCCUGUUUGCUUCCAUGAGGUUAAGAAGCAGGGCUGAAAUUCAUCCUUCAGCAGAGGCCCAGCACGAGGCUCGCUCGCCGCUCGCAUCUGCAGGCCUGCGUACCACUUGCAUCCCAUAGGGCUUAAGUGGAGCCUAAGUGGACCCCGGGCCCUGUGCUGGCGUCCGGCCCGGUACUGAAUUGCAGCUCCGAGCCCAGGCCUGCAGCUCUGAUUCAUGCAUGUAAUCCUGCUGAGGUCAGCGGGAUCCAUCCCGCUCCCACCACAGCCCGCGGGAUGGUUCACACGAGAGUAGCAGGGUCAGGCUCUGUGUUUGCAUGCACUGUUGAA
Lagopus muta (rock ptarmigan) is the source of this 2258-nucleotide messenger RNA. RefSeq names its product translation initiation factor IF-2-like. Bases 1 to 951 code for a protein of 316 amino acids. NCBI's taxonomy places the organism in Eukaryota, Metazoa, Chordata, Aves, Galliformes, Phasianidae. The transcript has 3 exons. The record is from RefSeq and is a predicted model, not a curated record.